Heterocephalus glaber (naked mole-rat) is the source of this 7067-nucleotide messenger RNA. The record is from RefSeq and is a predicted model, not a curated record. Lineage: Eukaryota; Metazoa; Chordata; Mammalia; Rodentia; Bathyergidae.
GGUCCGCGGGAGGCUCCGAGAGCCAGGCGGACGCUCUUCGCGACUCCUCCCAGGCGGCGGCGGCGGCGGCUCGGAGCGGGCUCCGAGGCUGGAGCGCAGCGGCCAGCGGGCGCCGGGCGGCGAGGAUUAUCCGGGGAAGCGUUGCCUCCUGGCUGGAGCCUCGGAGAGGGGCUCCCGGGGUGCAGGGCAGAAGCGCAAAAAGACGGCUCAGGCGGCCGGGUCGUCGGACGCAGAGAGCGCGAGGUCCGGGCGAGCAGGCCGCGUCGCGCUCACCAUGGUCAGCUGCUGGGACACCGGCGUCCUGCUGUGCGCGCUGCUGGGCUGCCUGCUUCUCCCAGGACCUAGUUCAGGUUCAAGAUUCAAAAGUCCUGAGCUGAAUUUAAAAGGCACCCAGCACGUCUUGCAAGCAGGGCAGACACUGUUUCUCAAAUGCAGGAGUGAAGCACCCCAUUCAUGGUCUUUUCCUAAAACUGUGAGUAAGGAAAACAAACGGCUGACCAUAACUAAAUCUGCCUGUGGAAGGAACAGCAAACAAUUCUGCAGUACUCUGACUUUGAAUUCAGCUCAGGCAAACCACACUGGCUUCUACAGGUGCAAAUAUCUGCCUGACUCUACUUCAAAUAAGAAGCAAACCGAAUCUGCGAUCUAUAUAUUUAUUAGUGAUACAGAUAGACCUUUCAUAGAGAGGCACAUUGAAAUACCUGAGAUUAUAUAUAUGACGGAAGGAAAGGAGCUCAUCAUUCCUUGCCGGGUUUCAUCACCUAACAUCACUGUUACUCUUAAAAAGUUUCCAUUUGAUACUCUGGUCCCUGAUGGAAAAGGAAUAACUUGGGACAGUAGGAAGGGUUUCAUAAUAUCCAAUGCAACAUAUAGAGAAAUAGGGCUUCUGACCUGUGAAACAACAAUCAACGAACAUUUGUAUACUACAAACUAUCUCACACAUCGGCAAACCAAUACAAUCAUACAUGUCCAAAUGAGCCCAGCAAACCGAGUGCAACUACUCAGAGAUCACACUCUUACUCUGAACUGUACAGCCACGACUGCCUUGAACACAAGAGUGCAGAUGACCUGGAGUUACCCUGGUAAAGUAACUAGGAGAGCUUCUAUAAGGCAACGUAUUGACAAAAGCCAUCCCGAAAUCAAUGUGUUCUACAGUAUUCUUACGAUUGACAAAGUGCAGAAAAAUGACAAGGGACUUUAUGCUUGUUGGGUGAGGAGUGGACCAUCGUACAAAUCUGUUAAUACCUCAGUCCAUGUAUAUGAAAAGGCAUUCAUCAAUGUGAAACAUCGGAAGAGACAUGUGUACGAGACCACAGCUGGCAAACGGUCCUACCAGCUCUCCAUGAGAGUGAAGGCCUUUCCUUCGCCAGAAGUUGUAUGGCUGAAAGAUGGGUCACCUGCAACAAAGAAGUCUGCUCGUUAUUUGGCUCAUGGCUAUUCAUUAAUUAUCAAAGAUGUAACUGCAGAGGAUGCGGGGAAUUAUACAAUCCUGCUGGGCAUAAAGCCAUUAAAUGUGUUUAAAAACCUCACUGCCACUCUAACUGUAAAUGUGAAACCCCAGAUUUAUGAAAAGGCUGUGUCGUCAUUCCCAGAACCAACUCUCUACCCAUUGGGCAGCAGGCAAGUCCUGACCUGUACCGUCUAUGGAAUCCCUCAACCUACAGUGCGGUGGUUCUGGCAUCCCUGUAACCAUAAUCAUUCCAGAGCAAGGUAUGACUUUUGUUCCAAAAAUGAAGAGUUCUUUAUCCUGGAUCCUAAUAGCAACGUAGGCAACAGAAUUGAGAGCAUCACUCAGCGCAUGGCAGCAACAGAAGGAAAGAAUAAGACGGCAAGUACUUUGGUUGUGGCUGAGUCUAGAAUUUCUGGAAUCUACAGUUGUAUGGCUUCCAAUAAAAUAGGAACUGUGAAGAGAAACAUAACUUUUUAUGUUACAGAUGUGCCAAAUGGGUUUCAUGUUAGCUUGGAGAAAAUGCCUACAGAAGGAGAGGACCUGAAACUGUCUUGCACAGUUAACAAAUUCUUAUACAGAGACAUUACUUGGAUUUUGCUGCGGACAGUUAAUAACAGAACAAUGCAUCACAGUAUCAGCAAGCAAAAAAUGGCCACCACUCACGAGUACUCCAUUACUCUUAACCUUAUCAUCAAGAACGUAUCUCUGGAAGAUUCGGGCAUCUAUGCCUGCAGAGCCAGGAACGUAUACACAGGGGAAGAAAUCCUUCAGAAGACAGAAGUUAUAAUUAGAGAUCAGGAAGCACCACGCCUCCUGCAAAACCUCAGUGAUCACACGGUGGCCAUCGGCGGCUCUACUACUUUAGACUGUCAUGCUAGCGGUGUUCCAGAACCUCAGAUAACUUGGUUUAAAAACAACCACAAAAUACAACAAGAACCCGGAAUUAUUUUAGGACCAGGAAACAGCACACUGUUUAUUGAAAGAGUCACAGAAGAGGAUGAAGGUGUCUAUCAGUGCAAAGCCACCAACCAGAAGGGGGCCAUGGAAAGUUCAGCAUACCUCACUGUGCAAGGAACCUCAGACAAGUCUAAUCUGGAGCUGAUCACUCUGACCUGCACCUGUGUGGCCGCGACCCUCUUCUGGCUCCUGUUAACUCUCUUUAUCCGAAAACUGAAAAGGUCUUCUUCAGAAAUAAAGACUGAUUACCUAUCGAUUAUAAUGGACCCUGAUGAAGUUCCCCUUGAUGAGCAGUGUGAGAGGCUCCCCUAUGAUGCCAGCAAAUGGGAGUUUGCUCGGGAGAGACUCAAACUGGGCAAAUCACUGGGAAGAGGGGCUUUUGGAAAAGUGGUUCAAGCAUCCGCAUUUGGCAUUAAGAAGUCACCCACUUGCCGGACUGUGGCUGUGAAAAUGCUGAAAGAGGGAGCUACAGCCAGUGAGUACAAAGCUCUGAUGACUGAGCUCAAGAUCUUGACCCACAUUGGACACCAUCUGAAUGUGGUUAAUCUGCUGGGAGCCUGCACCAAGCAAGGAGGGCCUCUGAUGGUGAUUGUUGAAUACUGCAAAUAUGGGAAUCUCUCCAACUACCUCAAGAGCAAGCGUGACUUAUUCUUUCUCAAUAAGGAUGCAGCAUUACACACGGAGCCUAAGAAAGAAACACCCGAGCCAGGCCUGGAACAGGACGAAAAACCCAGGCUAGACAGUGUCACCAGCAGUGAGAGCUUCGCAAGCUCCGGGUUCCAGGAAGAUAAAAGUCUGAGUGAUGCGGAGGAAGAGGAGGAUUCUGAUGAUUUCUACAAGCAGCCCAUCACCAUGGAAGAUCUAAUUUCUUACAGUUUUCAAGUGGCCAGAGGCAUGGAGUUUUUGUCUUCCAGGAAGUGCAUUCACCGAGACCUGGCAGCGCGAAACAUCCUUUUAUCUGAGAACAAUGUGGUGAAGAUUUGUGAUUUUGGCCUGGCCCGGGAUAUUUAUAAGAACCCUGAUUAUGUGAGAAAAGGAGAUACUCGACUUCCUCUGAAAUGGAUGGCUCCUGAAUCCAUCUUUGACAAAAUGUACAGCACGAAGAGUGAUGUGUGGUCCUUUGGAGUGUUGCUGUGGGAAAUCUUCUCCCUAGGCGGGUCUCCAUACCCAGGAGUGCAAAUGGAUGAGGACUUCUGCAGUCGUCUGAAGGAAGGCAUGAGGAUGAAAGCCCCUGAGUAUGCAACCCCUGAAAUCUAUCAGAUCAUGUUGGACUGCUGGCACAAAGACCCCAAAGAAAGGCCACGAUUUGCAGAACUUGUGGAAAAACUAGGCGAUUUGCUUCAGGCCAAUGUACAACAGGAUGGUAAAGACUAUAUCCCACUGAAUACCAUACUGACAGGAAAUAAUGGGUUUACAUACUCAACUCCUGCCUUUUCUGAGGACUUUUUCAAGGAUGGUAUUUCAGCUUCAAAGUUUAAUUCAGGAAGCUCUGAUGAUGUCAGAUACGUAAAUGCUUUCAAAUUCAUGAGCCUGGAAAGAAUCAAAACCUUUGAAGAACUUUCACCAAAUACCACCUCCAUGUUCGAUGAUUAUCAGUUGGACGGCAGCACUCUGUUGGCCUCCCCCUUGCUGAAGCGCUUCACCUGGACUGCGAGCAAACCCAAGUCCUCGCUCAAGAUUGACUUGCGUGUAACCAGUAAAAGUAAGGAGUCGGGGCUUUCUGACACCAUCAGGCCCAGUUUCUGCUUUUCCAGCUGUGGCCACAUCAAAUCUGUGCAUGACAACUUGGAGCUGGGACAGGAGGAUUUGUGUUGCUCUCCACCCCCAGACUAUAACUCGGUGGUCUUAUACUCCACCCCGCCUGCCUAAGGGUCAACACAAGCCUUAUUUCCAGAAGUACACGUGUAUUUACAUCCCCAGAAAACUCACUUUGACAGUAUUAUGCAUAUAUGAGUUUACACCUUUAUCUUUGCAGGGAGCAGAGGCAGCUGCUUUUUGUGACUUAAUUUUAAUACAGCUUUUUUUUUUUUUUGACUAACAAGAAUGUAAUCCCAGAUAGAGAAAUAGUGACAAGUGAAGAACACUACUGCUCAAUUCUCAUCUUACUCACUGUAUUAGAGAAACCCUUUGUAAGCCCAAAUGACUUACCUGCUCCAGCCCCAGAGGCCUCUGAGCACACAGGUCAGGAGAGCUCAAGAGAUCAGCUGGUCAUGCCCAGGAGCCCUGGAACUGGGGAAACAAGAGAUCCCUUUAGCUUGAGGGAUCAUGUGCUGGCCUAGGCAGUGUUUCUGCACUCCUCCAGCCAGCAUAAGACAUCCAAGGAGGACAGCAAGAAAGGAGAGAGAAAACCAGAUGGCCUGAGGAAGACUGAGAUGCCUCAUGUGGGUUGGGCUGGGGGAGGGCUCUCUGCAAUACCAUGGCUAGUUUCCCAGCCCUGACCACUGGGGUUUCAAGCUCCCAACUGGAAGCAGACAGGGUAAAGAGGAGAGGACAUUUCCUGAAAUCUGGUAGGUAAGGAAAGGACAAACACAUUUGGAACCAAAGCAAAUCCUGUAAGUUUCCCUGUGGGAUUGGUUCUGUACCGUUCCUGCACAUGGCGUGCUUCAACUACACUGAGGGUGGUACUCACCUCUCAGCCCGCAGUGUUGCCUCCUCCAGAAAGACAGUGGAAACUUAUCUCGAGCUGGGUUGGCUAUGGGCAUGAAGGCCUGACACUUAGCACGUUGCUCAUAAGCAGCUAAGAUCUGUUGGUCGGUUAGGGCUGUCUACUAUUGGGCUUAAAGUCACAUUUUUUUAAAAUGUCAGAUUCUGUAUUAAGUAUUAAUGUAUAGAUAAGACACUUAAUUUUUUGUAUUAUCCUGUUUUGUACAGUUGUCUAUGAAAGGAAGCCAAAGAGAGUGAAAAUGCAGUCUUGUAGAGAGCUUUUUCCUGUACCAAGAUGAGGAUCGAUGGAACAAAACCCAAUAAGGCAGAGUGAAGAUUCCACUGCAUAGCCAAACCAACUUACCCAAAGAGUUGGGACCUGAAACAGAGGAAGUCAGUCAUAUUUCCUUUUUAUUUAAUGGGGAUUCCAAUGUUUCAUGCUAAUCUGGAAGAGCACUAGUAUCUAUUAAGCACUUUAUGGUCCUUGAUUUUAAAAAAAUAAAAAGGUGGUAUGUAACAUACGAAAGGUAUUUCUACAACUGGGGACUCAAGAUAUUAGUUAUGAGCCAUCAGAACAAGAACCUAUUUUCAUCUGCUUUGGAUCUUGCCUUGGGUCUGAGGAUUAUCAGACUAGGGAGACAGGGUAGAAAAGGGUGCCUACACUUCAGCCUCUGUUGGAUGCUAUCUCUGCAAGUUCUGGUCUGUGUAUUUAGGACAUACAGACUUGCUGAAGCCAGUCCAAAGCAGACAGGCAACAGUGAACUGGUGCUUCUGGGAAAGAAGAGCAUCCUCCCUCUUAUGCAUGCCACUUAAUUCUGGAACCCUAACUCUAUAUGCAAGAAGAAUGUAUUCUUCCUUUCCUAUGUGCUACAUUUUUCUUUAAGGUUCUUUGUAUGAAGAGAUGGGAGAGUCAGCAGCUUGCCCAGCGAGACAGUGGGCACUACAUGGUGUCUCUUGGGGACUCACCAGCCAGAACAGAGAAGCGAGGCAGGCCUCUCCACCAAGCACUAAAUCCAAACAAAACCUGGGUAGGGCCAGAAGAGCAAAAACAAAACAAAACAAAACAAAAUUUUGCUCUUUUUCUUUCCAUGCAUAAAAGUUCCUGUGACAAGUGGCAAUAGUAUAAAUCAGGUAACUAGCCAUAAGUUAAACAGGAAAUAAGAGGGCCCCAAUUAAUUCUCUACUUUUUGUUUUCAAAUCAGGGAAGGAUCCAGCAAUCAGUGACAAAAGGAAACUCUCAGCUACCUACAUUUUAAUAAUCUAAUAUUAAAAUCUAAUUCUUAAGUGACCUUAGUAAAUACCCUUUUCCAAAAGGGGGGAAAAUCUAUUCAAAUUCUGUUACUCAGCUUAAUACUCAGGCUUAUAGCCUACAUAAGACCAUUUGUAAAAAAAAAAAAGGUUCGAUUGGAAUGGAAGCUUGUAGUAAUGAAUAUAUUUAAUUGCAGAGGCAUUAAAAUAGCACUGAAAAUUAAAACACUGAUGAUAAUAUUAGAACCACUUUCCAUUUAUGAGAAGAAUGGUUGUCGCUAACAGAACAGGCACUUCCUUCUGGGGUUUGUGAGAUAAUCUACCUGUAACUGUGUGGAAGGUCUGGGACUGAAGCAUUAUCACAAAUCUGUAUGUAGUUAGCUCAAGAAAUGAUGCUCAGAGAUUAGUUUUGGCCAAGGGGACAAAUGUGUCCAAAUCCUGAAAAAUACUGCUCAUAUAUCUGAGUUAUGCCGUAUUUCCUAGCCCAUAAGAAUGCCAAACAUGCAACAGAUUCUUGCCGGCCCCAUUUAAAUUGAUUAAAGGAGUGCAUCUUUAACUGACAGUGUUAGGAACUACAUGUAUAUGUGUAUGUGUUUGUGUGUGUUUUGUGCAUAACUAUUUAAGGAACUGGAAUUUUAAAGUUACUUUUAUAUAAAUCAAGAAUAUAUGCUACAGAGAUAAGUAAGACAUGAUUUGGUCAGACACUUGUAGUCAUGAUGAAUGUAUUUUGUAUACUAUCUUCAUAUAUUAAAAUUAACUUCCAAAACCA